GAAAAUCAGGGGGAUUUGCACAAGAAAACAACACUAUAGAUUCUGGAGAACUUGAUAUAGGCCGAAGAGCAAUACAAGAAGUUCCCCCUGGGAUUUUUUGGAGAUCACAACUCUUCAUUGAUCAGCCACAAUUUCUAAAAUUCAAUAUAUCCCUCCAGAAAGAUGCACUGAUUGGAGUGUAUGGCCGUAAAGGCUUACCACCUUCACACACUCAGUACGACUUUGUGGAGCUCCUGGAUGGCAGCCGGCUGAUUGCAAGGGAGCAACGCAACCUGCUGGAAUCGGAGCGAGCGGGGCGGCAGGCAAGGUCUGUCAGUCUCCAUGAAGCAGGUUUUAUCCAGUAUUUGGAUUCUGGCAUCUGGCAUCUGGCCUUCUAUAACGAUGGGAAAAAUGCGGAGCAGGUGUCUUUUAAUACCAUAAUUAUAGAGUCUGUGGUGGAAUGCCCCCGAAAUUGCCAUGGUAACGGCGAAUGCGUUUCUGGAUCCUGCCAUUGUUUUCCUGGGUUUCUGGGCCCCGAUUGUUCGAGAGCAGCCUGCCCGGUGCUGUGUAGUGGCAAUGGGCAGUACUCCAAAGGGCGCUGCCUGUGUUACAGCGGCUGGAAGGGCACCGAGUGUGACGUGCCUACAACUCAGUGCAUCGAUCCCCAGUGUGGGGGCCGGGGCAUUUGCAUCAUGGGCUCUUGUGCCUGCAACUCGGGAUACAAAGGAGAAAACUGUGAAGAAGCGGAUUGCUUGGACCCAGCCUGCUCCAGCCAUGGCGUCUGCAUCCACGGCGAGUGCCAUUGCAACCCGGGCUGGGGUGGCAGCAACUGUGAAAUUCUGAAGACGAUGUGCCCUGACCAGUGCUCUGGCCAUGGCACCUACCUUCAAGAGAGUGGUACCUGCACCUGUGACCCCAACUGGACAGGUCCAGAUUGCUCCAAUGAAAUCUGUUCGGUGGACUGCGGCACGCACGGCGUGUGCAUGGGCGGCUCAUGUCGCUGCGAGGAAGGCUGGACGGGCGCAGCCUGCAACCAGAGAGCCUGCCAUCCCCGCUGCGCAGAGCACGGCACCUGUAAAGACGGGAAGUGUGAAUGUAGCCAGGGAUGGAACGGAGAGCACUGCACCAUUG
Apaloderma vittatum (bar-tailed trogon) is the source of this 1110-nucleotide messenger RNA. RefSeq names its product teneurin-3-like. Lineage: Eukaryota; Metazoa; Chordata; Aves; Trogoniformes; Trogonidae. The transcript has 6 exons. Gene Ontology annotation, molecular function: protein heterodimerization activity; cell adhesion molecule binding; protein homodimerization activity. The annotation marks the transcript as partial. Gene Ontology annotation, biological process: heterophilic cell-cell adhesion; neuron development. Gene Ontology annotation, cellular component: neuron projection. The record is from RefSeq and is a predicted model, not a curated record.